AUGGUGGAUCAAUGGAAUUGGGAGAGGUGGCGCAGAUGGGCGGUCGUCGCCAGCGGCGCUGUCGUUGGGGACGGCGAGGCUGUUGCACCAGAGCUGGUCGUCGUCGUGCUGGUCGUCUUGAAGACGCCGAGCGCGGCCAAGAGGACGAGAAUAACCACGAUCACGACGAGGCCGAGGGCAAUUGUCAGCUUGACGUUCUUCCACCACAUGGCCCGCGAGAGGCUCUUGCCCGUGUUCCGAAAGACCUUGGCCUGUUCGCUGAGGUCGUUGGACUUUUGCUCGACCAUUUCCAUCUUCUCCGUGUUGGAGAGCACAACUUGGAUGUUCUCCUGCAUCGUGCUCUUGACAGCGUCGACUUGGGCCAUGACCUCGGCGAGCUUAUCGACCUUGGUGCGGUCGUCGUACGUCGUCGCGAUGACGCCAAGGCCCUUGGCACACUCCUUGUCGAGGCCGCCUUCUUUGACGGUCGCGAGCUUGGCCGCGAACUUGGCGGCCAUCUCUUCCUGGACGGCCGUCAGAAGCUUGAACGCGAGCCGCACCGGGUAG
Saprolegnia parasitica CBS 223.65 is the source of this 546-nucleotide messenger RNA. RefSeq lists its product as hypothetical. Lineage: Eukaryota; Oomycota; Saprolegniomycetes; Saprolegniales; Saprolegniaceae. The record is from RefSeq and is a predicted model, not a curated record. The transcript has a single exon. The coding region runs from base 1 to 546 and encodes 181 amino acids.